AUGAAGGUCGUUGCUGUGAUAGGUAAGUCAGCAUCGUUUGUAGGUUCGUAUUUUACUUAAGCAUGUACUGUAUGUUACGUUAUACUAUUUUUUGUUCAUUUUUUUUCAAAAUUUUUAAAUGUUUUAGUGGUGUACUGUAACUUUUUUUAAGUUUUCUAGCCAAAAAAAAUAAAAGUCAACAUUUUUUAGCAACACUGACAUCAUUGGCCUACGCCAACUACGGUUAUGACCAGCAAUACCCUCAGCAUCUUCAACAUCAUUAUCAUGAUCAUGGGUACCCUCAACAGUACCCCCAGUACCAACAGUACCCUCAACAUCAUCAUCAUGAUCAAGGAUACCCACAACAGUACCCUCAAUACCCACGACAACAGGUGAUUAACCACGGUGUACCAAACUACCCAAACCCUGAGCCAAACAACCCAUAUGGUCCUCACGAUGGUGACUUUGGUUAUCCUCAAGGUCCUGGCGGGUACGAUCCGUACAAGCCGUAUAGUACUAAAAAAGCUUGUACUAGUACUACGGCUGAUCCUGGAUCGACUACUAGUGGUUCUACUGUAAGUGGUGAGACUACAGUAUCUGGUGCUUCUACAGUAUCUGGUGCUUCUACUGUGAGUGGCGCUUCUGCAGUAUCUGGUGCUUCAACAGUAUCUGGAGCGUCUACUGUGUCUGGAGCUUCUACAGUAUCUGGAGCCUUUACUGAAGCAUCAACUGCCAACACUGCUAUUGAUGCAGCUUCUCAAACACCAUCUUCUGAUGCUACCACAUCUUCAUCAGAAUCUCUUGAAUCCACGGUAUCUGUUGCUACAGUAAGUGGAUCUACAGUAUCAGAAUCAUCUACAGUAUCCGGAGCAUCUACUGAAGCAUCAACAUCCUUUACUGCCAUUGAUGCGGCUUCUAAAACACCAUCUUCUGAUGCUACCACAGUGUCUUCUGUGUCUACCGUAGCAAGUUCAGAAGCCUCUACAAUAUCCCGUGCAUCAUCUGAAGCCUCUACAGCAUUUACUGCUAUUGAUGCGGCUUCUAAGACUCCAACUUCUGAUGCUACAACGGUUGCACCUGGUCUUGAUGAGAGUUCUACUGCAGCUACAACUGAGAAUGGUGGUAAGCCAGGUCCAGGUGAUCAUUCUAAACAUCCUCAUGAUCCACAUCAUCACACUGAGAAGCCUGGUCCACAUGACCCUCAUCACCCUACUGAGAAGCCUGGUCCACAUAACCCUCAUCAUCCUACUGAGAGGCCUGGUCCACACCAUGACGACCCAGAAGAAGAUGAAACCGAUGAUAAGGAUGGAGCAGCCGAAGUUGACAGCGCUGCUUCUGCUGAAGAUGACUCUCCAGUCGUCGAUCCAGAUGAAGAACACGGCAAAACCCUCGACCUACCCACUAUCAUCAAAAACAAUCAAAAAGCCCUGUUCGGUCGACAAAUCAACGCCGCUGUAUCCGGAAACGGCAGUGCCUCUGACUGGAAACAACCGGCUGGCACCAAGACAAACUUUGGAAUUAACUGGCCCGGUGUCAAGUCCAUGUGGGACAAUGGCUUCAAAGGCAUCAACGUGAGCGCAGCUGGUGAUAAGAAAUGUGUUGCUGAAGCUGGUGAAACUUCAUUGAGUAUUUUUAAUUUGGGAAAGACCUUCCCACAUGAUCCAGUUGCAAGGUGUGGUAUCAAUGGCAAAGGAGAAGUUGUCAUCAGCAAGGGUAGUACUAACAAAGUGCCAAGCUUAUGGUUGCCUGGUCAGUACUCGCUUUCUAGGUAAGGAUAAGAUUUUUUUGUAGAUUUUUGAGCAGGGCGGAGUAAAAAAAAAUAAACAAAAUUAGAUGGCUCAAAAUUAAUUGAAUAACUUAAAAGUAAUAAAAAUUCGUUUUCAAGUCAAAUUUCAAAUUUUAAAGCUAAAAAAUGAAAUUUCAGUGUUGUUGCGAGAGGACGAGGCUGCUUCCGCGUCAGAGACUUCCAAGCCACCUUAGUCGAUGGUAGUGUUUGUAAAAUAGAUUUUGAAGCAACAAAAUCGCUCGGUAUUAAAGUCUUCCCUUACUGUGAUGGAUCAGGUAAGCUUUUAGUUAUUUAAAAAUUUCGAAACUUCAAAAUUUUAAAAUUUUCAAAUAUUCAGAAUUUUUAAAAUUUCAAAAUUUAAAAUUUUUACAUUUUUUUGUGCCAAUUUGAUUAAAUUUCAAUUUUUAGCUUGCAAGAACAUUCUUGUGUUCCAACACAAGAACGACAAGAUUUCAUGCUCAAAUGGCAAGACCUACUCUUAUGCUGCUCAAAGGACUCUUCAUAUUCUGAAGCCACUUGGUGAUGAAUACCCAAUCGUUGAGUCUUUGUCGUGUGGACCAGCUCCUAAGCCAGCCGAUCGUACUCAUACUCCUAGGGUUUCUUCUGAUGGAAGUAAGAGUUUUUUUUAAAUUAAUUUUUGUGCUAAAACUGAAUUUUUUAAAAAUGUUUAUUAGGUAGUUCAAAUAAUUCUGUGCUCCCCCACAAAGAAAGAAUUUGAGGUUAGGGGGGCACAAUAAUAACAAAACAUUUUGAAAAAUAAAAAAUAUUGUUUUAGUUUGUCCAAUUCCAAAGAAAUCUGCUGUCCUCUUCACUGAUGUUAAGUAAGUGUUUUUUUUAUUUAUUUUUUACAGUAAACAUACGUACAGUAAAAUCUCUUUACUCUUAUCCUUGAACGUUUGACACCUUUUUUAUAAUGACAGCUUUCUGUCCGCUCUUCGUAAUAGAAUAUUUGCUAUCGAAAAGCAUCUUUAUAGCAUUACGUUUUUGUACAUUCUAUUUAUACAGUACUCCCUCUAUAUAAGCAACCCAAAGGGAUCGGCAUUUUGUGUUUACUAUAGAGGGUGUUGCCUUUACGGAGUAAUUUUUUAGUGCAAAUUGACUCGGCAGGGCCAUAUUUCUUGUUGACUAUAAAGAGAGUUACUUAUACAGAUGGUUUACUAUAUAGAGAGACCACUGUAAUGGCCCUUCUAGUCUUUUAAAUGUUAUAGUAAAAAGGUUUUACUGUAUAUACAAAUUAAAUUUUUUUUUAAUUUACGGAAACUUAAGGUUUUGUAACAGAACUUGUGGCGCGCCCUGUAUUUAUAUUACGUUAAGCAAAAAGUUAUAAAAUAUUUUAAUUUUUUUUAAGUUUACAACUAGAUCUGUAAUAAAAGCCCCAUUUUAGGUUUGCCAACAGUGGUCUUCCAAAAGGAGAAUGUCUGUGCAACAAGACGCAUAUUUUGGGUUACGAAUCAUUCAACAACAGUCUGGCUAAAAAGUGGCACGAUUUCCAACGUCCGUCUUAUUUGAGCAUGUAAGUUAAGAUUUCCAAGGCCGCUGAAAAUUACACUGGAACUAGGGCUAAUAUUAAGGCUAAAGCUAAAAAAUAAAAAAAAAGUUUAAAAAAUUUUAAAUUUUGUGUGUUAAGGCCAACUUUUUUUUUCCAUUAAGACAACUAAGGGAUCAAUAGCUAUUAAAACGCUCAUCACUGUACUGUCAUUUAUCUUUAAAAAUUUAUAUUUUAUAUUAUAUUGAUUUUAUGUUAUAUUAUGACUGUACGAGUGAAUUUUUGAAAAUAAAUAAAAUAAAUAAAUUGCAUAAAGAACACAAAAUUUCUAGCAACCCCCAACACGCCUGCCCCAAACGUCCAGCCCUCUGCUUCUGUAACAGUGUCACCAAACAGUGUUGGCAAACUGGUACUCCACGCAGCUCCCAGAUCAUGCUAACGCCCUUCUGUAGCAAACUCGGAUGCUGGUUCAAUCUUUACCUUAAUGUUUGUGGUACCAACAACGUAGGAUGUCAUAUAAUCGACCGAAACGAUCACAAGAAGAUCACGAUUGACACUUUUAAAAAGAGAAAAGCGACCGGUAAAUUGAAUGCCAACUUCCCGGUGGUUGAUACAGCUUCAUGUGGAUGUGAACAAGCUUUGAGUUUAGUUGAAGGUGAAUGUGCCAAGGGUAUCUUGGGACUGUGA
Molecule: messenger RNA, 3938 nt
Organism: Bursaphelenchus okinawaensis
Lineage: Eukaryota; Metazoa; Nematoda; Chromadorea; Rhabditida; Aphelenchoididae
Source: the annotation of a GenBank genome assembly